This is a messenger RNA of Cutaneotrichosporon oleaginosum, 858 nucleotides long. Lineage: Eukaryota; Fungi; Basidiomycota; Tremellomycetes; Trichosporonales; Trichosporonaceae. The record is from RefSeq and is a predicted model, not a curated record.
CAGCCCUGGCGCCGCCUCAUCCGCUUCAAGACGCCAGACGGGCGCGAGCUGUUCGGAGAGCCAGUUGACGAGGCGCUCGACGUCGGUCUCGCGGUAGCCAAAGGCCUCGCCGUCGUCGCGCACGUUAUUGUCGCCUCGUGUGCGUGGGAUCCCACUGCGGCACGGACCGGGGAGAAGGCUGUAGUUGCGCAGCUUCUGGCCCCCAUCUCGCCUUCCGAGUGUGGCACCAUUCGCGCGACUGGACUCAACUACACGGAUCACGCGCGCGAGCUCAAUAUGCCGAUCCCCAAAGUCCCGGAGCUGUUCUUCAAGCCCGGGGAGUGUCUCGCAGAUCCCGGCGAGACGAUCCCCGUACCGCCAUGUGCACAGAACAACGAGCUCGACUACGAAGUCGAACUUGCGAUCAUCAUUAGCCGCCCGUGUCGAAACGUGAGGGCGGCCGAAGCGACGCAGUAUGUGCUCGGCUGGACAUGUGCGAACGACCUAACUGCGCGUGAGCUGCAAAAACAGGCGUCGCAGUGGGGCUUCUCGAAAGGUUUUGACAAGUUCUGCCCGCUCGGACCUGUGCUCGUGUCGGCUGCGGCGUUGCCGGAUCCGCGGGAAGUGACGCUCCAAACGCGUGUCAACGGACAGCUCGUCCAGUCGGGGAGCGCUGCCAACAUGAUCUGGCACGUUUCUGAAAUCGUAGCCUACCUAUCGCAGGGUACGACGUUGCCGGCGGGCACAGUGAUUAUCACGGGAACGCCGCCAGGGAUUGGGGCGAGCCGUGGGUCAUGGCUGCGGGAUGGCGACGAGGUGCGGUGCACGAUCUCGCACGGAAUCGGUGAGUCACGGGAUAAGAUGGAGCCGAGCACUUGA